Molecule: messenger RNA, 4140 nt
Organism: Peromyscus californicus insignis
Lineage: Eukaryota; Metazoa; Chordata; Mammalia; Rodentia; Cricetidae
Gene: Aass
Product: aminoadipate-semialdehyde synthase
Exons: 26
Coding region: 365-3145 (926 amino acids)
Cellular component (GO): cytoplasm
Molecular function (GO): saccharopine dehydrogenase activity
Source: RefSeq, a predicted model, not a curated record
UUUUUUUUUUUUUUUUUUGCAGGGAAAUUAGAGACCUUAGGAUCCAGACUCAGGAUCUCUGGGCUGCGCGGGACUAUUCAGAACCCAUAAGCCCAGAAUCCUACCCUGUGGGAUGGCACCACCUACAUUCAGGAAGGGUCUGCCCUCCAUUAAACCUCUCUGGAGAUGCCUCACAGACACACACAGAGGUGUGUCUCCUAGGGCGUUCUAAAUCUAGUCAAGUUGACAAUGAAGAUUAACCGUCACAGUCCAGCUCUUUCCUCUUCUGUUCUCUUCACAGCCUCCUCACUCACACUGCCUCCUCUUAUCAGCACUCAGUCAUGUCAGCUGAUUUCACUAGAGUCGAUGGCUACCAGACUUGAAGAUGUUACGAGUGCAGAGGCCAAGACUGGCCAGGCUGAGAGCCUGCCUCUCCAGAGGUCUCCACCACAAGCCAGUGAUGGCUCUCCGGAGAGAGGAUGUGAAUGCCUGGGAGCGCAGGGCACCUCUGGCUCCCAAGCACAUCAAGGGCAUCACCAAACUGGGAUACAAGGUCUUGAUACAGCCUUCCAAUCGACGGGCCAUUCACGACAAGGAGUAUGCCAGGGCUGGCGGCAUUCUUCAGGAGGACAUCACAGAAGCUUGUCUAAUUUUGGGAGUAAAAAGGCCUCCAGAGGAAAAACUGAUGUCCAAGAAGACUUAUGCCUUCUUUUCCCACACAAUAAAGGCCCAGGAAGCCAAUAUGAGUUUGCUGGAUGAGAUUCUGAAACAGGAAAUCCGACUCAUUGAUUAUGAGAAAAUGGUGGAUCACCGAGGGUCUCGGAUAGUGGCAUUUGGACAAUGGGCAGGUGUGGCAGGAAUGAUCAAUAUUUUACAUGGAAUGGGUUUAAGGCUCCUUGCUUUGGGACAUCAUACACCUUUUAUGCAUCUUGGCAUGGCUCACAACUACAGGAACAGCAGCCAGGCUGUGCAGGCUGUCCGAGACGCAGGCUAUGAAAUAUCCCUGGGUUUGAUGCCAAAGUCAAUAGGACCCUUAACAUUUGUAUUCACGGGGACUGGCAACGUAUCAAAGGGAGCCCAAGAAGUCUUUAAUGAGUUACCUUGUGAGUAUGUGGAGCCCCAUGAAUUAAAAGAAGUUUCAAAAACUGGAGACCACAGGAAAGUGUAUGGGACGGUGUUAAGUCGCCAUCAUCAUCUUGUCAGGAAAACAGAUGGUGUGUAUGAUCCUGUAGAAUAUGAGAAAUAUCCCGAGCGCUACAAAAGUCGCUUUAAUACAGAUAUUGCACCCUAUACAACUUGUUUAAUUAAUGGAAUCUACUGGGAGCAAAACACCCCUCGCCUGCUAACUCGCCAGGAUGCUCAGAGUCUCCUGGCCCCAGUGAAGCCUUCAGGCGUUCCUAUUGAAGGGUGCCCUGAAUUACCACACAAACUUGUGGCAAUAUGUGACAUUUCAGCAGACACAGGAGGGUCUAUAGACUUUAUGACCGAGUGUACUACAAUAGAGAGACCCUUUUGCAUGUAUGAUGCAGAUCAGCAUAUUAUUCACGACAGUGUUGAAGGCUCCGGAAUUCUGAUGUGUUCCAUUGACAAUUUGCCAGCACAGCUUCCAAUUGAGGCUACAGAAUACUUUGGAGACAUGCUUUACCCUUAUGUUGAAGAAAUGUUGUUGUCAGAUGCAUCACAGCCCCUGGAAAGCCAGAACUUUUCUCCAGUGGUUCGCGAUGCAGUGAUUACAUCUAAUGGUUCAUUGACUGACAAAUACAAAUAUAUCCAGAAACUCCGAGAAAGCAGAGAACGUGUUCAGUCCCUUUCAAUGAGUCCCAAGAAGAAGGUGUUGGUGCUUGGGUCUGGCUAUGUAUCUGGGCCUGUUUUAGAAUAUCUGUCAAGAGACAACAAUAUAGAAAUAACAGUAGGCUCUGACAUGGUGAACCAAAUGCAACAGUUAAGCAAGAAAUACAAUAUUAACCCUGUUAGUGUGAACGUUGCUAAACAAGAAGAGAAGCUGCAAUCCUUGGUAGCGUCUCAGGAUCUUGUUAUCAGCUUGUUGCCUUAUGUGUUGCAUCCUGUUGUGGCCAAGGCAUGCAUCUCCAACAGAGUCAACAUGAUCACUGCGAGCUACAUCACACCAGCCAUGAAAGAACUGGAGAAGAGUGUGGAUGACGCUGGCAUCACAGUCAUUGGUGAAUUGGGAUUAGAUCCUGGUCUUGAUCACAUGUUGGCAAUGGAAACAAUUGAUAAGGCCAAAGAGCUGGGAGCCACGAUUGAGUCUUAUGUUUCCUACUGUGGUGGCCUUCCAGCCCCUGAAUAUUCAGACAAUCCCUUGCGAUAUAAAUUCAGCUGGAGUCCAGUGGGAGUCUUGAUGAACAUAAUGCAGCCUGCUAGCUAUCUGCUCAACGGAAAGGUUGUGAAUGUGACAGGGGGAGUCUCUUUUCUCGACUCUGUCACAUCCAUGGAUUACUUCCCAGGCCUGAAUUUGGAAGGGUAUCCUAACAGAGAUAGUACACGAUAUGCUGAAAUUUAUGGGAUUCCAUCUGCCCACACGUUGUUGAGGGGUACACUGAGAUAUAAGGGAUAUUCUAAAGCUUUGAAUGGAUUUGUAAAGUUGGGUCUCAUCAACAGAGAAGCAUAUCCUGCCCUCCUACCUGAGUCCAACCCUCUCACCUGGAAACAGCUCCUGUGUGACCUAGUUGGAAUUUCCCGCUCCUCUUCGUGUGAGAAGCUUAAGGAAGUUGUCUUUACAAAGCUGGGAGGGGACAGUACCCAGCUUGAGGCUGCUGAAUGGUUGGGCUUAUUGGGGGAUGAGCAGGUCCCUCAGGCAGAGUCUAUUGUGGAUGCAUUCUCCAAGCACUUGGUCUCAAAACUCUCCUAUGGCCCUGAAGAAAAAGAUAUGAUUGUGAUGAGAGACAGCUUUGGCAUCAGGCAUCCCUCUGGACAUUUAGAAAAUAAGAUCAUUGAUCUUGUGGUUUAUGGAGACUUCAAUGGCUUUUCAGCAAUGGCUAAAACUGUGGGGUUACCGACAGCCAUGGCAGCUAAAAUGUUGCUGGAUGGUGAAAUUGAAGCCAAAGGCCUAAUGGGACCAUUUACAAAGGAGAUCUAUGGGCCAAUAUUGGAGCGGAUUAAAGCAGAAGGCAUUGUAUUUAAUACACAGAGCACAAUCAAGCCAUAAAUGGGAAUUCAUUUUUUUAGGCAUCAAAGCUGUCAAUUUGUGUAUGACAAACAUGCUUAUCAAUUUGCUAAAGCAUGAAGUUUUGUGUUUUGAGCAUAACUCAUUUAAAACAUGAAGCAUAUGUUUUGAGUAAGUUAAUGCAAUGGUGUUUUUAAAACUCAAAUCUCUAUUUUAGUAAAACUUUUGGAGUAGAAGAUGCCAGUCAUUACAGAGACCUUUAAUAAGCCUAUUGUGUAUUUUUGUGUAUAUAAAAGUGAUGAUGAUCAUAGUUUAACUUAUUGUGCUUCUUUUAUUUAUAAGAACAUAUCAGCAAAUGCAGUUCUACUAUUUUUUUGCCAGAAAAAAUUGCAUGUAGUUAUAUUUUUGUAUUUUUCAAAUUGAUUCUGCUAGACACCUUUUUAUUUUAAUUUUAUUUUGCAGUACAAUUCAGUUCUACAUAUCAGCCACGAAUUCCCUUGUUCUCCCCCCUCCGGCCCCCCUCACCUUCCCCCCAGCCCACCCCCCAUUCCCACCUCCUCCAGGGCAAAGCCUCCCCCGAGGACUGAGAUCAACCUGGUAGACUCAGUCCAGGUAGGUCCAGUCCCCUCCUCCCAGACCGAGCCAAGCGACCCUGCAUAGGUCCCAGGUUUCAAACAGCUAACUCAUGCAAUGAGCACAGGACCUGGUCCCACUGCUUGGGUGCCUCCCAAACAGAUCAAGCCAAUCAACUGUCUCACCCAUUCAGAGGGCCUGAUCCAGUUGGUGACCCCUUAGCCAUUGGUUCAUAGCUCAUGUGUUUCCAUUUGUUUGGCUAUGUGUCCCUGUGCUUUAUCCAACCUUGGUCUCAACAAUUCUCGCUCAUAUAAACCCUCCUCAUUCUCGCUAAUUGGACUCCCAGAGCUCCACCCAGGGCCUCUGCUAGACACCUUUAGACUGACAUAUCUACAAUUGCAAAAGUAAUGUUUCAUGCCUUUUGUAAAGUUAUGAUCUAUUUAGUAAAAUUUUUUUGAAAAUUA